Melanotaenia boesemani (Boeseman's rainbowfish) is the source of this 6209-nucleotide messenger RNA. RefSeq names its product von Willebrand factor D and EGF domains-like (gene vwde). NCBI's taxonomy places the organism in Eukaryota, Metazoa, Chordata, Actinopteri, Atheriniformes, Melanotaeniidae. Gene Ontology annotation, molecular function: calcium ion binding. The record is from RefSeq and is a predicted model, not a curated record. Bases 173 to 5521 code for a protein of 1782 amino acids. The transcript is spliced from 31 exons.
AGAACCGACUUAAAUCAGCUUAAAGUCGCAGGAACCUCAGAAUUUACUGCUUUGUUUGUGUCGUGUCGGAAAACUCUGCUGCGAUCCCGUUGCGCAGAGAGGAUUUUUUUUAUUUUUUAUUUUUUUUAUUGCGCUUUGGUUGGAAAAGACGCGCGCAGACGACUGCAGAACAAUGAGAUUUGGAGCUCUUUUGAAACUUCUUUUCUGCUGCGUGUGCUCAUUUCCUGACGCAAUGCACGCUCAAACAGCUGUGCUUGCAGUGCUCCCUCCAGAGUGCACACCAGGUGGCCACUCAGUCCUGCAGAACCCCUACCGAAGCACCACCUUCAGCUCCAGCUGGCUGCAGCAGUCAUCCCUGCAGGACUUCAUCUGCGACCACUCCCUCACUCCAGGCUGGUACCAGUUUCAGAUUUUUGACAAGCCGGCCGGUAUGCCCACGGAGUGCAUGGAGGUGAACCACUGCGGGACUCAGGCUCCAGUGUGGCUGUCUCUGGGUGAGGGCGAGUCCCUGCCGGGACCGCUGGAUGUCAAGCAGCUGACGGCCUGUGCUGCCUGGCAGACCUUCCAGAGCAGCAGCAAAGAUUGCUGCAUGUUCCGCAUCCCAGUAAGCGUCCGGAACUGUGGAGACUUCUAUGUUUACCUACUUCAGCCCACACAGGGAUGUAUGGGAUACUGUGCACAAGAGAUGCCAGAAACUUUACCCAGAAGCUCACUCAUCUGCGGUCCUGAGGAGAUGGACAUCAGUGGAAAAUGUAAACCUCAUCAUCCCCCGACUCUGUCUGAGCCAGUGAUUGUCUCAGAAGUGAUCGGUAACACCGUCUACCUGAAGUGCAGCUUUGAGAGCAGCUCCAACAGCUCCCUGGGCUACGUAGUGGCUUGGUCUCGUCUUUCACCUGAAGGCAGGAAAGAGGAGCUCAAACAGGAGACCACCUUCCACACCUCCGCCUUUAUUGAGCUGGACGGCUUCAACCUCCGUUUGGGGGACAAGAUUUACUGCUCCUGCUCCAGUUUCUUCUUGGAAUCUCCUGACAUUCGGAGUACCUUAAUAGGAAGUCAGGAGUUUUUUGCUGGGAUAAGAUUAAAACCAGAAAUGAGCUCUGUAUCUGAGGAUGGAAGACUGUAUGAGCUGGUGGUUGAGAGCACAGUUCCUGUCCCAUGUCCAGAUGGGUCUUUUUCCUCUACAGAGAACUGCGCUUUGUCCCUGCAGCUCAGCACAAACAGCCAAGAUAAGGGUGUGCUGGCUGCAGACCUGUCUCUGUCCUCCUGCGAGGUGGAUCUUCCUCAGGACCUCUGCAGGAAUGGAGUUUGUAGCCAGGCUCGGAUGCAUUUCAGCCCCAUCACAGACUUUGUCAAAGAUGGUGAAAGAGCAACACAAAUCUCUGUCAAACCCAUCGUCACAAAAAAUUUUCUCUGGAAUGGACAUUCCCCAGAGUCCAUACAGAUAAUGGUGAAGGAUGUUCCCCCAGCCUAUUGUUACUACUUCACUGAUCCCCAUGUGGCCACUUUUGAUGGCAGGUACUUCGAGAACUACCAAAUAGGCACCUUUGUUCUCUAUCAGAGCAGUUUCUGGCCGUUUGAGGUCCACGUUCGUCAGUGGGAGUGUGGCAGCUUGGUGCACUCUGCGUCCUGCGUGUGUGGGUUCGUGGUGAGGGAUGGCGGUGACGUUAUUGCUUUCGACAUGUGCAAUGGGGAAAUGGGUGAAACCAAGCCUCACCUGUCUGUUAAGAGCAGAGACUUGAACAACACCGGCGUUCGGAUCACUGAGUCCUACCAAGGACGCAAAGUCACUAUGACUUUUUCCUCUGGAGCGUUUGUUCGUGCCGACGUGUCUGACUGGGGAAUGAGUCUAACCCUGAGGGCCCCGAGUUCAGACCGGAAUCACACCGAGGGUCUGUGCGGGACCUACGACGGACAGCCAAGCAACGACUUCCACUCAGCAGGCGGUGCCAAACUGGAGGAUCUGCAGGCUUUUAUCUCUGAAUGGAGACUCCCUUCAGGCAGCAGUUUGUUUGACACUGUUCCUUCACAUCUGAAAAUGCUCAAAACCCCCAAGUACUGUAACUGUCAGGGAGACCCCCACAUCUCAUCUCCCAGAACCCGAUCUCAACACACCACCUCCUCCGGCUCCACCUGCUCUGAUCAUGGAAACGUCCAUUUUCCCAGUGUCAUUCCCACUCUGGAUGUUACAGCUGAGUAUAUCAGUUCAGUGGAGCCACUGAAAGGUAAUGAAAGACAGCGUUUUACCCACAGUCGCUCUACCCAAAAGACUCAAUAUAAAGAUAGUCACACACAGAGACGAGAAAGAGGGUCUUCUUUGAGAACUUUAAGAGACAAAUCCCCAACCGAUCGUCAUCAGCAUAGAGGCCGGCGGCAAACCCAUCGUAACAUUCCUAAAUCCUCACACCAAAGUCUAAGCCAGUCCGAUCUGGACAGAUUCUCCUACUUUUUCCCAGAGGACCAUGAACCAGCAGUACAGCUAGAUGUGUCCCUGAUGUGGCCUACACCUUCUGGUCUAACUCAGCAGCAGGCCCAGGCUCAGUGCCGGCAAGCUGUAGCAAACUCAAGCAUCGCCAUGGGUUGUAGGACCCUGCUAGAAGAGGUAACGGUCCACCUUGCGGUGAAUAUGUGUGUUACUGACCUGCAGCUGAAGGAUGAGCAGUCAUGGCUGAAUGCAACGGUACCGCUGCUGGAGAACGAGUGUGAGAGGAGGCUGUUGGAGGAGGGGACGAGAGAGGGGAAGCACCAGGAUGUUCUUGACAUCCUCAAAUGUCCAAAUCUGUGUAAUGGGAACGGCCAGUGUUCAGACUGGGGUUGCGUCUGCUUCCCAGGAUUUGGCUCGUAUGACUGCAGCGUGCUGUCUGACCAGAUCCCGGAGAUCACCAGGUUGGAGAAGGAAGGUCUGUGUGACGUCCGCCAGGAAGACUGCUCCACCAUCCAGGUCCAUGGUCAGGGCUUCAAGGACUCCCAUGAGCUCAAGUGUGAGUUUGUAAAAGAAAAGUUUGAAGAUGGUGAAUGGGUCCUGGACACCCCUUGGUUCUUCUCAGCUACCUUUCUGGAUGUGACAUCUCUGGAGUGCCAGCUCCCCCUGGAGGACAGCAGGGUUCCUGCAGAUUUGGACCUGGAAAUGGUGGCAAACGGAGCACUGACCCGCUGGCAGAUCAAAGUUUCAAAUGAUGGUUACAGCUACAGUAACGCCAAGAUACUGACUCUGUAUGAUGGAGCCUGUCAGACCUGCAGCCUCAACACAGAAGUCACCUGCACCCUGAGGGACAAAACCUGCAACAUUGAGGGUGUAUGUUUCGCUGAGGGGGAGUCCAGUCCCAGCAGUCCUUGCCUCAUCUGUCGUCCAGACUUGUCCAAACACACAUGGUCCAUAGCAGAGAAGAACGAGCCUCCGUUGUUCCAGCCGCCACCAUUUAGCCUGCGCUCCUUCCAUGAGGAGAAUUUCAUCUACCAGCUACAAGCUCAGGACCCUGAGGGCUCAGUGGUUAUUUUCACCCUGGCUUCAGGUCCUGAGGGUGCAUCGCUGUCUCCGGCUGGCCUGCUAAUGUGGAAAGCCACUGUUCAGUCCACAAAUACACACAUUUUCCAGUUUACUGUGACUGAUGACUGCAAUGCUGAGACCAGAGCUUCUGUGGAAGUGGCUGUGCUGCCCUGCGAGUGUGUUAAUGGUGCUUCGUGUGUCACCAAUGUAAACCUCCCUGCUGGCAGUGGGGAAUACGUUUGUGCGUGUCUGGAUGGAUUUACAGGAAAGAGAUGUGAGGUGGAUAUUGAUGACUGUAAACCGAACCCCUGCAGACUGGGUCUCUGCAUUGAUGGAUCCAACUCUUUUUCCUGCAUCUGCCCACCUGGAAUGACAGGCCCCACAUGUAGAGAAGACAUAGAUGAGUGCACCUCUAAGCCUUGCUUCCCCGGAGUGAGCUGCGAUAACACACUGGGCUCAUUUAUCUGUGGAUUGUGUCCUUAUGGAUACAGCGGUGAUGGGAAAAACUGCAUUCGUAACAAAAGCUCUGCAGGCAAGGCAGUGGUCUCACCAGCAAUAGUACCACAGGUUCCACUGAAGUCCAAGCCUUCAGCCCCAUCACCCUGCAGCAGUGGGCUGUGCUACCCCGGGGUUCAGUGCUUUGAGAGCAUCCAUGUCUCAGCAGGCUUUGUCUGUGGACCUUGUCCUCCUGGUCUCCAUGGAAAUGGACAAACAUGCAUGAGAAUUGGUCAGGGGGGAGUCGGCAGUGGAGCAGAUGGUCACAUUCACAACCUCAAGUUUAAUUCCAGCGUAGACAGGACCUCUUCCUCCUCUUCUGAAUCAUCUCCCACCUCAUCCAGACAACUUCCUGACAGGAAUUCCAGACCAGAGACGACCAUUUCCAGUUUUAGGAAAGUUUCCUUCUUAGACAGAACGAACUUUCAGAAUCCGACUACAGCCAGAGCGUUUGCUCCCACCGUCCACAGAGGUCAGCCCAGCAGGGUAGAACUGACACCCGACCUCUCUGCUGGAGUCAGAUGGAGGUCACCGGCACACCAUGUGACCUGUGCUGAUGAUCCCUGCUUUCCUGGUGUUCCCUGUGAGCCCACCAUCACAGGGUCCUUCAGGUGUGGACGCUGCCCAUACGGCUACACUGGGGAUGGAGUCAUAUGUAAAGCUGUGUGUAGGUAUCAGUGUAGCAGGAACAUGGAGUGCACUCUGCCCAACACCUGCACCUGCAAAGAGGGUUACACCGGAUACAACUGCUAUAUAGCUGUGUGUCGUCCUGACUGCAAGAACCAGGGGAAGUGUGUGAAGCCUAAUGUGUGUGAGUGUCCUGCCGGUUACGGUGGGCCCACCUGUGAGGAAGCGAGCUGCGAGCCGCCUUGUCAGCAUGGAGGCACCUGUUUGGCCAGAAAUCUCUGCACCUGCCCCUAUGGAUACGUAGGACCCAGAUGUGAAAUCAUGGUGUGUAACAGGCACUGUGAAAAUGGAGGCGAGUGUGUUUCCCCCGAUGUAUGUAGAUGCAGACCUGGCUGGUACGGACCGACGUGUAACUCAGCUGUCUGUAACCCCGUCUGUCUGAACGGAGGAACAUGUGUAAAGCCCAACAUCUGUGCCUGUCCCGGUGGUUUCUAUGGCUCGCAGUGUCAGAUUGCUGUUUGCAACCCGCCUUGUAAGAACGGAGGUCAGUGUAUGAGAAACAACGUGUGCUCCUGCCCUGAAGGCUACACAGGGAAAAGGUGUCAAAGGAGUGUGUGUGAACCAAUGUGCAUGAACAGAGGCAAAUGUGUGGGACCAAACACGUGCUCGUGUGUAUCGGGAUGGAGAGGAAAGAGGUGUAACAUACCCGUCUGUCUGCAAAAGUGUAAGAAUGGCGGCGAGUGUGUCGGACCGAGCACCUGCCACUGCCCCGUCGGCUGGGAAGGCCUCCAGUGUCAAACACCGAUCUGUAAACAGCGAUGUCUGAACGGAGGACGGUGCGUGCUGCCCGACCACUGCCACUGCCGGAAAGGCUACAAGGGCCUCACCUGUGCAAUAAAGGCAUCACAAGCAUGAUGGGACAAAAAGGAGAAUUUGGAUGACAGCAAAGGGUACAAAACAAGAGAAAAGCACCAUAAGUGUGGUAAAAAGAGUGCAAGUGUGUGUGUGAUGGUGGAUAUUAGAGUGUAUGUGUGGUUCAGUGCACAUUUAACUCUGACAGAGGGACCUGAUGUAUUGCACUUGUGUUUCCGUCCGUGUAUCUCUACCUCAUCUGUUAGACGCAUCAGCAGCGCUUUAUACAGAUAUCAUCACUGUCCCGCAGAGGCAUCUUUCUUUUAAAUCAGAAGUGUUUGUCCACCUUUUGCACCCGGCUCUGCCUUUUAACGUUUUUUUAUUAACUAAUGAAGAAUUACCAGGAACCAAAUCUUCAGCUUCCUGGACCCCAACCUUUACUAAACUGAAACAUGUGCUUAUUUUAUUUCCCUUGUUAAGAUGGUGCACAUCAGUAAGUUGACCAAAGACACUGAUAUGAAUAUGCCGCUAGUUAUCUAUAAACAUGUUCCUUUUAUUCCCUCAUGAAGAUAACAUAUGCAACUGUUAUUCAUUUACUGACACCAUAUAUGGAUCAAAGUAAUGACUAUUUGUAUGUUUUGUGGAGAUUUUGUUUUUUAUAUGAGAAAAAUCAGAAACACUGAUGUACAAGUUACAUGUGACAAAAUAAAGACAACAUACUGUUUCUUUUAUUUAAUUUUUUAAAAUGAGC